ACGACGUUUUCUGCGAGGCGAGAGAGAGAGCAGCGCGUCGUCUGGAGACACAGACUUCCUGCCACCUGCCCAGGUGACACAGGAGUGGGCCAUGGCCAACCUGACAGCGGGCGAGUGCCAGCUCCCUCCGGCGGAGUACCAGGUCUACUUGUUCCCGGUUGUCUACACCGUGGCGCUCCUCUUCGGUCUCCCGGGCAACCUGGCGGCGCUCUACGUGUUCGCCAUCCGGAUGAGCCCGCGCACGGCCUUCAGCGUCUACAUCAGCAGCCUGGCGCUGGCCGACGUCGUCAUCCUGUGCACGCUGCCCUUCCGCAUCCACUACCACCUGCGCGGCAACGACUGGGUGUUCGGGGACGUGGCGUGCCGCGUGACGGGGGUCCUCUUCUACGCCAACAUCUACCUGAGCAUCUGCUUCAUGACCUGCAUCUGCGUGGACCGCUACAUGGCCACGGUGCACCCGCACGUUCGGCUGAGGAGCGCCCGGUGCUCGCUCCUGGCCAGCGCCGCCCUCUGGGGCGUGGCGGCGGUGGCCGUGCUGGUCUUCAUCCUCAUGGGACCCCUGCAGACCGUGGCCAACGCCUCGGGCGGCCACAGCUGCUUCGAGAACUUCGCGGCGCAGGAGUGGAGCUCCCGUCUGGCGGCCUUCAGCGUCCUGAGCCUGAUCUUCUGCUCGUUGCUGCCGUCCGCCAUCAUCCUGGUGUGCUACCCGCUGGCCGCCAGGCGCAUCUCCAGGAUCCGCACCAGGACGGCCCGCCGGGCCCUGAGGGUCAUCUACACCAUCCUGGCCAUCACGCUCCUCUGCUUCCUGCCCAGCCACGUGGUCUACCUGCUGCACCUGCUGCGCCGCAUGGAGGUCAUCCAGAGGUGCGCCUCGGCCAACGCCAUCUACGCCGCCAGGAGGGUCACCACCGCCCUCGUCAUCCUCAACACCUGCCUGGACCCCCUGCUCUACUACGUCACCACCAGCCACUGCACCUGGAGGCGCCUCAGGAGGACUUGGCUGCUGGGGCGACUACGGCGGCGGCGUGGCGUUUACGCCAUAACGGUGCCAUGAGUCGGUUGUAAUCCAUCGACCUAUGACCUCACAUAUGGACGAAAAUCCCUACCAACAACUAAAAACGUAGUUUUCCUUCUUUUAGUCUUCACAUUUCUACAAACUGUGGUACGCACGCUCCCCCUAGUGGUACGCCAAAAAAAAAAUCACUUGAUUCAAGUACAGUGUUUUAUUUUCCUAUACUCACACACGGUGUUACUGUUCAAAGUGCGUGGCCAAAGAACGGAAAUAGACUUGUUAAUUAAAACCUCCGCCUUGUUUUGAAUGAAUACUUAGGCCUACUACGCUACUGUGCUUUAAUGCUGGUCGUUAUUGUGGCACUUUGAGUGUUUUCUGAGGUGGUACUCGGUGAAAAAAAAGUUUGAGAACCACAGCUUUGUGGCAACAAAGUGGAAAUCUUACACCAUCCACACACACACACACACACACACACACACACACACAC
Nerophis lumbriciformis (worm pipefish) is the source of this 1499-nucleotide messenger RNA. Its product is annotated as P2Y purinoceptor 2. The record is from RefSeq and is a predicted model, not a curated record. Gene Ontology annotation, cellular component: membrane. Gene Ontology annotation, biological process: G protein-coupled receptor signaling pathway. Gene Ontology annotation, molecular function: G protein-coupled receptor activity; oxysterol binding. Lineage: Eukaryota; Metazoa; Chordata; Actinopteri; Syngnathiformes; Syngnathidae.